This is a messenger RNA of Sinocyclocheilus anshuiensis, 600 nucleotides long. Its product is annotated as zinc finger protein 436. Bases 1 to 600 code for a protein of 199 amino acids. Gene Ontology annotation, biological process: regulation of transcription by RNA polymerase II. The transcript is spliced from 2 exons. The record is from RefSeq and is a predicted model, not a curated record. Gene Ontology annotation, molecular function: DNA-binding transcription factor activity, RNA polymerase II-specific; RNA polymerase II cis-regulatory region sequence-specific DNA binding. Lineage: Eukaryota; Metazoa; Chordata; Actinopteri; Cypriniformes; Cyprinidae.
AUGUUCCCCUGUCCUCAGUGUGGAAAGAACUUUACACAAAAAGGAAACCUUGGGAUUCACUUUAGGAUUCACUCUGGAGAGAAGCCUUUCGAAUGUCAUCUGUGUGGCAAGAGUUUCUCAGAUCCAAGAAAUCUCAGAGAUCACCGGCUCUCUCACUCUGGAGAAAGAGUGUUUGACUGUGAUCAGUGCGGCAAAAUAUUUAUGUUUGCAGCACACCUGAAGAGACACAUGAGAAUCCAUACAAAUGAUAAGCCAUACUUGUGCUCCAUUUGUGGACAGAGUUAUUCACGCAUGGACCAUUUUAAAGAGCACCAGAAAUUACAUGCCAAUGUGCGAGCACAUGUGUGCGCUGAGUGUGGGAGUUCCUUUAAUUUAGCCAGCCACUUGAAAGACCACCAAAAACUUCACACUGGAGAGAAACCUUACAAGUGUUCACACUGCGGAAAGAGUUUCUCGCAGUCAGGAUCUAUGAAAAAACAUGAGAGAAUUCAUACAGCAGUGAAGCCAUACAUUUGCCCUUCAUGUGGGAGAGCCUUCUGUCAGUCAAGUGCCCUGCUGAAUCAUGUAAAAAAAACAUUGCCCAAAGUUGUCACAGUGUAA